CAAUAAUUGGAUGAUUUGUUCCGCCAAGUAAAAAAUAACAAUUUUAACUUAUGCACUAACACAGCGGACAGCCACCGCCUGCACCUACUUCUUCCAAUUCCUUCCAUUUUUUUCUUCAACUCGUUCGUCUCCUUCUUCUUUUCUUUUCUUCUUCAAACAUUCAAGGGAAUCAGAGAAGGGUCGUCGGAUUCGGUGUAAGUGAACCAGCUUCAGUUCCUCAAUUUUUUGCGUCAAAGCCAGUCACCGAUGCUCAUCGCCAUGGCCGCUGCCCUGCCCUAAUUUCAUCGUUCAGCUACUGCUCCCUCUUUUUCUUCCUUUCUUUGCACUUUUACAUUUUCAUUUCCAUUCCAAUUUCCCCCUUUAUUAAAGAAACUUGCGGCUUCUUUUGCGUUCAAGCGAUUUGCAGAUUUCGUGUUUUUAUUCUUUCUUCGUGUGCUUGGCGUCGAGGGUGGGUGGGGCGGGUUUUUUUUAUUGCUUUUGUUAUAUAUUUUGGUCGGUGAUUAUCGAAGAAGGCUAGCACGCCAUCGACCAGCCCAACUUGAAGUUCCGAUCCGGCAACUCGCUAUCCAACCCGAAUCUUUGAGAGAUCCGUCGGAUCAUAGGCUGCCUGGGUUUGAACCGAUCUGGGCUGAGCCGGUCUGCUCGCUCUGAUCCUUGAACCGGUUCACUGACUUCAUUCGAAUACAGAUCCUCUUCGAUUCGCGAUUAGCGCCGAUGCGUUCCGAUCGAUCUCUUCGUCCUUUCUCCGGUGAAUCUGUCCGGCGAGUUGGGAAAUUCUCCUUCUCCAUCGAUGCAUGUCACCCCCUUGAAGUUGGAUGAGGCUUAAUUUCGGCAAUAUUACCUUAUAUUGGGUUUCGGUUUAGCUGUGUUUGUUGCGUUUCGUGGCGUGUCAUUUGUGAUUGGGUCUUGGAUGUGUGAUUGACGUCGGUUGGUUUGAUAUUAGGGUGAAUUUUCUAAGGAUAUAAAUUCAGCUGGAUAUUUUCAAGAUGGCUUCAGUGGGUGUGGCACCUACUUCUGGCCCAAGGGAGUCGAGUAAUAAUUCUGUAGGGGUUGAUAGUUUGCUUGAGGAAAUGAGCGACAUGAAAAUUCACAAUGAUAAGGUAACGAAGAUGGCAAAAAAUGAAGUUUUAACUGUAAAGGAUGCAGUACAUAAGCUUCAACUUUAUCUUCUCGAAGGAAUAGAAAAUGAGAAACAACUAUUGGCAGCUGGUUCAUUGAUGUCACGAAGUGACUAUCAAGAUGUGGUGACUGAGCGCACAAUAGCCCAUACGUGUGGUUACCCGCUUUGCAGCAAUUCUUUACCUUCCGAGCAACCACGGAAGGGCCGCUACCGUAUCUCACUGAAGGAGCAUAAAGUCUAUGAUCUUCAAGAAACAUAUAUGUAUUGCUCAGCCACCUGUUUGAUACAUAGUCGAGCCUUUUCUGCAAGUUUGCUAGAGGAGAGAUCAUCAACUCUGAACACUGCCAAAAUAAAAAAAGUUCUAAAUCUGUGUGAUGGUUUAGGUUUAGAAUCUGCUGUGAAUAUGGGAAAGGAUGGAGAUUUAGAAAUUUCAAAUCUGAAGAUUCACGAGAAAGCGGACACGAAAACUGCAGAAGUCUCUUUGGAUGAAUGGAUUGGCCCCUCAAAUGCUAUUGAUGGAUACGUACCAAAGAGAGAUCAGAAAUUGGAAUCUCAGAAAGAAAAUAGUUUCAAAAAAGAUGUAAAACAGAAACGAGUUGUUCCUGAAGAUAGGUAUAAUCUGCCAAAUGUAGCAGACUUUCUGGGCAAUGACAUGGACUUCACUAGUACUAUCAUAACUCAAGAUGAGUAUAGCAUUUCAAAGGCAGUUGCCCCUACAAAGGCUAAAGAACCAAGGGGAAAAGCUAUCUGUAAAGAGCCCAAUAGUCUUGGAAAAACAGAGCAAAAGCCAGCUGCUUCUUUGGUGAACGCUCGGGAUGCCAAAAUCAAGAAGUUAAAUGAACAUAAGAACUUGCCUGCAACAGAUAUCAAUGUAUUAGAAGAUGCAGCUUGUCUUAACCAAAGCGAUGCUACAAAGGAAGAGAAUCUCCAAUUGGGGAAGCCAUUUGCAGCUGGACCUAGCCAAAAUGGUGCUUCGGAGGAAGAACAUAAACGAUUAAUGGAGAAGCAACCUGCAGCUGGUCCUUCUCUCCUGAAAUCUUCUCUAAGGACGAAAGCUUCAAAAAAAGAAACCCGGUCUGUUACCUGGGCUGACAAUACAAGUAAUGGUGAUGGGCAAGGUGUUGGAAAAUUGAAUGAUGAUGAGAAAGGAGCUGCAGCCGAAUCUUAUUCUAUGAAUGAGGAAGCGAGUGAGGAAUCAUAUCGAUUAGCAUCUGCUGAAGCCUGUGCAAGAGCUCUAAGUGAGGCUGAGGAAGCUGUCUCAUCCGGAAAAUCUGAUGUAUCCGAUGCUGUGUCUGAAGCAGGUGUGACAAUAUUGCCACCUUCCCUUGGAUUGGAUGAAUCUAAAUCUGACAAAAGUGUGGAAAUUGUGGACACCGACCCUGUUACACUGAAGUGGCCUCCAAAACCAGGUACUUCAAAUGAUGAUCUAUUGGACUCUGAGGAUUCAUGGUAUGAUAGUCCCCCAGAUGGGUUCAAUUUAAAUCUGUCGUCUUUUUCUACAAUGUUUAUGGCAAUCUUUGCCUGGAUAUCAUCAUCCUCUUUAGCUUAUAUAUACGGAAAGGAGGAAAGUUUUCAUGAGGAUUACUUAUCUGUGAAUGGAAGGGAGUAUCCACGCAAGAUAGUAUUGUCCGAUGGCCGGUCCUCUGAAAUUAAGCAAACUCUAGCUGAUUGCCUUUCGAGAGCCUUGCCUGGACUUGUUGCAGAAAUCAGGCUUCCUAUUCCAAUAUCUAUCCUGGAGCAAGGAAUUGUACGCUUAUUAGAGACAAUGUCUUUCACUGAUUCUCUUCCCGGAUUCCGGAUGAAGCAGUGGCAAGUUCUAAUUCUGUUGUUUCUGGAUGCUCUUUCUGUCAGCAGAAUCCCUACACUUGCCCCAUAUUUGAUGGGCUCAAGGAUUCAUCUUCCCAGGGUACUCGAGGGAGCACAUAUCAGUACCGAAGAAUAUGAGCUAAUGAAGGAUUUGAUCAUCCCACUUGGUCGAGUGCCUCAAUUCUCAACUCAGAGUGGCGGCUAGGCUAAUCAUCCGGUGAUCUAUCCUUAUCACAGUUAUUAUUUUCAAUAGAUGUUAUAUCUUUGUUGCCCUCAUGCAGUUCAUAAUUCGACAAAAUUUUAAAUAUAUAGCCCCUAAUUAUUCAAACGAAGAAAUUUCUUUAGACAAAAGUUACGUGUGAGUUUUGAAGAGAUUUUAGGCCACAACAUUUCUUCCUAUGUCUCUCUAUCUCCUUACUUUCCAGUGAAAGAAUUUGUUGGGAUGAGUAUGUGGUGAGUUGCCUGUUGGCAGUGCCCUGGAUUUUGAUGGUUUAAUAAUUCAACCAAACAACUUCAUUAAUGUUCAUAAUAAUACUUUAGACAUGACAGCUGAGUUUUGGCCCAAGAUGUCACAUUCAUUUUGUAUUUAAUUUGGGUGUUGUUUGGGUAUAUAAUAUUUUUUCUUUGUGGUACACAAAAGUAUGCUU
Molecule: messenger RNA, 3573 nt
Organism: Andrographis paniculata
Lineage: Eukaryota; Viridiplantae; Streptophyta; Magnoliopsida; Lamiales; Acanthaceae
Product: putative RNA polymerase II subunit B1 CTD phosphatase RPAP2 homolog
Exons: 8
Coding region: 987-3131 (714 amino acids)
Cellular component (GO): nucleus; cytoplasm
Molecular function (GO): RNA polymerase core enzyme binding; RNA polymerase II CTD heptapeptide repeat phosphatase activity
Source: RefSeq, a predicted model, not a curated record